This is a messenger RNA of Polyodon spathula (Mississippi paddlefish), 2219 nucleotides long. RefSeq names its product alpha-1,6-mannosyl-glycoprotein 2-beta-N-acetylglucosaminyltransferase-like. Bases 765 to 2066 code for a protein of 433 amino acids. Gene Ontology annotation, biological process: oligosaccharide biosynthetic process; protein N-linked glycosylation. NCBI's taxonomy places the organism in Eukaryota, Metazoa, Chordata, Actinopteri, Acipenseriformes, Polyodontidae. Gene Ontology annotation, cellular component: Golgi stack; Golgi membrane. Gene Ontology annotation, molecular function: alpha-1,6-mannosylglycoprotein 2-beta-N-acetylglucosaminyltransferase activity. The transcript is spliced from 3 exons. The record is from RefSeq and is a predicted model, not a curated record.
CCACGGCUCACUGCAGGCUGCAUUAGCACAGCCGGGGGUCUGCACCGCGCCACACUGCCUCGCCGCUCCAGCGAGAAGCCGCGCUGUGACGUCACGGACGGGCGCGCUGCAAUCCCGGGUUAGCGGAGAGGCCCCGGCGGGCGCGGUGCGUUGUGGGAUAGUGGAGCCGCUCGCAGCGGAGAGGAAGGGAGAGAGCUAUGGAGGAAAGCGAGGGUAUAAAUACAUCGCUCUGUUAAUCACGGCGGAGCUCGAAUCGGAGACGAGCUGGGUUUAGAGACCUGGAGCUUCCAGUCAGUUAAAGAGGAAAUGGCAAGAAACAAAAACCACAGCUUUACUUAAUCACGUUCCGUGACAAAGGAUUUCUUAUUGAAGAACCAGCGCAUCACCGAAGAACCGCCGAGUGCAGAGAGAGCUAGGCAGAUAGAUGAUGGAUAGGUGUCACGUUACCAGCGAGGCAGUGCGCUGUGCUCAUUUCCCGAAAAUCGUCUGGGACUGGGUUAUUUUUGCAAGCUUGCCUAAUUUAAAAUGAAACGGACCAUGGACAACUGGAUAUGUUUUGCAUCAACAGCCUACUCAGGCAGUUGGAGUCAAGAGUGAAGAAAAAGCAAGGAUAAGAUCACCUGUUUUUUUGUUUGUUUCUUACCCCAUGUUGUAAACAGUAUCUUCCUCCUUUGAGUAGAGCACCGCUCACCCUGGAUUAGGGUGCUCAUCUGCCUUUCUUCUACGUUUUUUUUUUUUUUUCUUGUGCUCUAUCACUGCCUGCCAUGAGGUUCCGAAUUUACAAGCGCAAGGUUUUUAUAUUAACUCUGAUAGUUGUAGCCUGUGGCUUUGCCUUCUGGAGCAAUGGGAGGCAAAGGAAAGGCGAGGUGUUCACCAGAGACACCGAGGUGGAGAGAAGUGACCGGGGACAAAGCACGUCUGUCCACAGAAAAGCAUGGAACGAGACGCUACAGGACAAGGGGCAGAAACCCGAGGUGGACAACAUGACCUUGGUUUAUCGGGGGAUCGUUUACCAGCUGAACUUUGACCAGACCAUCAAGAAUGCGGAGAAGUUCACCAGCCGUCCGAAAGAUGACCUGGUCUUGGUGGUCCAAGUCCACAACCGACCCGAGUACCUGAGACUGCUAGUAGACUCUCUUAGGAAAGCCAGGGGCAUUGAAAACGUGCUGCUGAUAUUCAGCCACGACUACUGGUCCCCGGAUAUUAAUCAAGUGGUCGCUACCGUCGAUUUUUGCCAAGUCCUUCAAAUAUUCUUCCCUUUUAGCAUUCAGUUGUACCCUCAAGAGUUUCCCGGAAACGACCCUAAAGACUGCCCAAGAGACAUCCCCAAGAAAGAUGCCUUAAAACUGGGCUGCAUCAACGCAGGUUUCCCGGAUUCGUUCGGCCAUUACCGAGAAGCAAAGUUCUCCCAGACUAAGCACCACUGGUGGUGGAAGCUGCAUUUCGUCUGGGAACGGGUGAAAGCCUUGAAAGACCACAGCGGGUUGGUUUUGCUCAUUGAAGAGGACCACUACCUGUCACCAGACUUCUACCACCUCCUCAAGAAGAUGUGGAGCCUGAAGAAUGAGCAGUGCCCUGACUGCGACGUUUUUUCACUGGGCACUUACGCCCACGCCAGCUUCUCCAACAAGGCUGAUAAAGUGGAGGUGAAAGCGUGGAAGUCGACUGAGCACAACAUGGGCAUGGCGCUGAGCAGAGACACUUACCAGAAGCUGAUGCAGUGCACAGACACGUUCUGCAGCUACGAUGACUAUAACUGGGACUGGUCCUUGCAGUACGUCACCGUCGCCUGCCUGCAGAGGUUCUGGAAGGUCAUGGUAAGUGAAGCCCCAAGGAUCUUCCAUGCUGGAGACUGCGGGAUGCACCACAGGGAAACCUGCAUGCCCCAAACCCAGAAGACCAAAAUCAUGAGCAUUCUGCAGAGCCAUGACAACCUGUUGUUCCCCGAGACCAUCCUCAUAUCCAAGAGGCUGCCGGUAGCUGCAGUUUCUCCGCACGUGAAAAACGGUGGCUGGGGAGACAUCCGAGACCACGAACUUUGCAAAAGCUACCGCAGGCUGCAGUGACAUUCCUUUCCAGAAACUUCCCACAAAAAACCUUUUGAAUUGUGUUUUUUUUCUCUCUUUCUUUACAGACUGUUUCCAUACUUAUUGGGAGUGAAGCAAAUAAAGUACAAUGUGUCUUUUAAUAACUAAGUAAAAACAAAACGUCUUGUGGAA